AAUGUAGAAAACAUUUCUACUGACGUUAGUGGGUGUGCGAAGAAUUGUGAAAGACAACGGUGCACUUAACAGACUUGGUAGUUUGGGUAGCGUAUAGGGAGGGUGGGGAGUGAGCAUGCUCUGUUUGUGCUGACAUUGUACACCAGCUCAGCUCCUCUCUCACCAACACACCCUGCAGUGACACCUACCGCACUCCAGGAAAGGAAGAGCAUGGAAGUCAGGCAGACUUUGGGAAUUUCCCUGAUCCUACAAACUACAACAUCUCUUUCUUAUCCGGGGCGCCACAAGACCAGAGCUGUUUUCCAAUCUCUCUACAAACCAGCAUGUGUUCACUUUUUGGAGUGUGUUUUUCCAAACCAAAGGAUAAAGGAUAUACCCUUUUUAAAGACUGCAGUGAUUCAAACUCAAUAGUACAUUGUUUGAUAAAUGGAUGCUGGGAAAGGGAAAAGUUUGGUGUUUGAAGGCAAGCGUCAGUGAUUUGUUGUUUAACCCCAGAUGCUUGUUUCAAAGACCUAUCAGCCGCUGUUGACUUCAUUUGGAGCGCAAGUUGUGACAGAAAGCCAUCCGUGAUAUUGUUUUACUGUUGUGUCUUUUCUUAACCAGUGAUAUGCUUUGGCCUGAUUUGAUGGAUAAAAGGAUGCCAUUUGCUGACUUCAGAACAUGGAAGUGAGAUCAAUUGUGUUUGUUUCAACACCAUCUCUUCCACUUUUGAGUGGGAGCAGCCAGCUGUCUGUCGCAGCUUCUUGUGGAUCCUAAUGCAUGCUUCCUUAAUGGGGAAGCCAGUAGAGUGAAAUACGAUCCUCCGGCGUUGUGGUGUGUUUAGGGCAACUGUAGCAAUUGUCAACAUCAGUGAGGGGUUUCCAUGGAGAAAGUGAGAAGUGACAGGGUACUCAAAUGUUUUACCGCAACUUCUUUCGUCCAGGGGAACUCUAAGUUGAGUUGCAUACCACUCCAUAUUCCCACUUGGACCACCUUGUUCAGACUGUGUCAGUGUGUGGACACAAAGAACAGGAAAAGGCCUAAAGAGGUCCCCACAUUUCAAGAGAAGACGAAAGCAUUAUUUGGAAAUCUUAUGGACGAAGAAAUGAGUCGCCAGACUGCCACCGCGCUGCCCACAGGAACCUCCAAGUGCCCCGCCUCCCAGCGCGUGCCCACCCUGUCGGGGACCACUGCCUCCAACAGUGACCUGGCCAGCCUGUUUGAGUGCCCAGUGUGCUUCGACUAUGUCCUACCCCCUAUCCUGCAGUGCCAGUCGGGACACCUGGUAUGCUCCAACUGUCGGCCCAAACUCACCUGCUGCCCCACGUGCCGAGGGCCGCUGGGCUCCAUCAGGAAUCUGGCCAUGGAGAAGGUGGCAAACUCUGUCCUCUUCCCCUGCAAAUACGCCUCAUCAGGCUGCGAAGUCACGCUGCCGCACACGGACAAGACGGAGCACGAGGAGCUGUGCGAGUUUCGACCAUACUCGUGCCCGUGCCCCGGCGCCUCCUGCAAGUGGCAGGGCUCUCUGGAUGCCGUCAUGCCUCACUUGAUGCAUCAGCACAAGUCUAUCACCACACUACAGGGGGAGGACAUUGUGUUUUUGGCCACAGACAUAAACCUGCCAGGAGCAGUGGACUGGGUCAUGAUGCAGUCCUGCUUCGGCUUCCACUUCAUGCUGGUGCUGGAGAAGCAGGAGAAGUACGACGGCCACCAACAGUUCUUUGCCAUUGUGCAGCUCAUUGGGACUCGCAAGCAGGCGGAAAACUUUGCGUACCGGCUGGAGCUGAACGGCCACAGGCGCCGCCUGACCUGGGAGGCCACGCCGCGUUCCAUCCACGAGGGCAUCGCCACCGCCAUCAUGAACAGCGACUGUCUGGUGUUCGACACGUCCAUUGCACAGCUCUUUGCCGAGAACGGCAACCUGGGCAUCAACGUGACCAUCUCCAUGUGCUAAGAACUCACCAGAAAAAGUGGGGGGACAUGAAGUUCCAUAUGGUUUGGGGGCAUUUUGAGGGGGUCAGAUCUCUCUCUUUCUCUCACUCUCUGUGCUGCACCCCUUGAAGACACUAUCCAGUUGGACUGUCUUGUCAGGCAGCCCUGAAGGCCCAGGGGGUGUGUGGGACGUAUGGAUGGAUGGGCAUGAUGGGCAUAUAACUGUAGAGAUGGCCGUAGCCUUAUAAACACAACACAAAGUUGUAUGUGAGAUUCACACACGCAAUCUCACCUUAUCGUUGUAAAGACGGACUUACAAAAAGCUCUCCUUGUCUGUCUGUCGGUGUCUUCUCCUUCCUGUUACCGUUUGUCUCCCCCCGUCGGGCAUCUCCACACACUACGCGAUCGCCGCUCGAUUUCAACAUGGCCACCUGCUCUGUGCGAGGCGGUUAGCUCGCUAUCUAGUCUCAUUGGAACGGACCGCCUAGCCACACCUGUAGUGCAGCUGCAGGUGAUGGACGAGGCAACCGGACCUGCUCAACUUAGGACUGUGUCCUGCGUGAUGGAAGUUAUGUAGCUCCCAGGACGACGGGGCGCUUCAUCGCUAUUACACCACUCUCAUGACUCUUGGCUUGCCCCUUCCUUCCUAGAUUUGCCAGUGCAAGUGAUCACAACGGCUGAAUGCUCACAGACACCUGUGUGUGUGUGUGUGUGUGUGUGUGUGUGUGUGUGUGUGUGUGUGAGUGAGAGAGAGUGGGUGGACACGCAUAACUAAGAAACAGAAUGGGGGGGUAGUAACAGCAUUUCUGUUGAGUCAACUUUGUGGGAUUAAGUUGGUUUUUCUAUGGCGUACGCAUGCGUAUGAGCGAAAGAACGGUGAACAAUCUGCCUGCUUACCUCCUCCAUCUCUCUCUCUCUCUCUCUCUCUCUCUCUCUCUCUCUCUCUCACCCUCUCUCUCUCUCUCUCUCACCCUCUCACCU
Molecule: messenger RNA, 2892 nt
Organism: Dunckerocampus dactyliophorus (ringed pipefish)
Lineage: Eukaryota; Metazoa; Chordata; Actinopteri; Syngnathiformes; Syngnathidae
Gene: siah1
Product: siah E3 ubiquitin protein ligase 1
Exons: 5
Coding region: 863-1933 (356 amino acids)
Biological process (GO): multicellular organism development; proteasome-mediated ubiquitin-dependent protein catabolic process
Cellular component (GO): cytoplasm
Molecular function (GO): ubiquitin conjugating enzyme binding; ubiquitin protein ligase activity; zinc ion binding
Source: RefSeq, a predicted model, not a curated record